AUGCAUUCUCCCGACGACGACGACAACGCCUUCUCUCGGCACGGCCACCACGCUCUCGAGCCCCUCAUGGCUACGUCGCGCGACCAACCCAAUCCGCUACGGCCCUACUACAUACCGCCGUCCAUCGGCCUGCCCAGCGACCCCGUUUCCAAUGCCGCCCCGCGCGCUUCGCCUGCGGCCAAGCCGUCCGCGUCACCACCCAAACCAAGCUUCGGCUCUCAGGCGCGCGAUAUCCUGAACGACCUCGACUAUGGCGUUGACCUGAGCUUGGGUGACGGCAGCCCAACCGUGGCCGAGAUGGCCAAGAAGCUGCUUGACCAGGCGGUUUGGAACUACACAUCGGUGCUCUUCGCGCAGCCCUUUGAAGUCGCCAAGACGGUGCUGCAGCUGCAUUCGCCGCCAUCGGACCAACAGAGAGGCCUGUUGGAUCCUGAAGAUGCGCGAAAACGCGCAGCCGCUUCAGCCCGUGCCCGCUACAACGAGUAUCUCUCGGACUCUGAUUCAGGCGACGACUCUCCUUCCUACUUCUCCUCUGCUGCUCCUCACUCCAACAUUUCGACUGCCUCGCGUUCCGACUCACGCUCUCCGCGCCCGCGCCCUUCGUCCCGCCCAACUCCGCCUAGCCAACCGCUAUCACAUGCCUAUAAGCUUGACCUGAAGCGUUCAGACUCCCUACUAGAAGUUCUCUCUCAGCUAUGGACGAAAGAGGGUGCAUGGGGUGUGUGGAAGGGCACAAACUCGACGUUUGUUUACAACUUCCUACUCAAGACUCUUGAAACUUGGGUACGAAGUUUGCUAUCCGCCCUUCUCAAUGUGCCCGAUCCCGGGCUCUUGGGCGGUUACGGUGUCGGUGGAGGGGGCCUGGAUGUGGUAGAUAGUCCAAACCCCAUCACCAGCCUGGCUGUUGCUGUUGCUGCAGCGGGCAUCACAGGCCUCGUGCUCGCCCCACUUGACAUGGUCCGCACACGGAUUCUCAUGACACCAUCGACCACCGCACCGCGCCAUAUUCUGCCAAAUCUCCGCGCUCUUCCUACCUUCAGCAUCCCAGCACCCCUACUGCCCAUCACGCUUCUGCACUCUACAAUCCCGACUUUCAUCUCCGCCUCGACCCCGCUCUUCCUCCGCUCCUCUUUGCAUAUCGACCCUGUCCUCACGCCCGCUACCUACUCCGUUUGCGCCUUCCUCUCUUCUGCGACGGAGCUCUUCAUCAAGCUGCCCCUGGAAACCGUCCUCCGUCGUGGCCAAGCAAGCAUCCUAACGGAGCACGCCGCGCGCCAGGCCAACUUUUCCGCCUACAGCUCCUUCCGCUCUUCAUCGUCCAGCCGACAGUCCCGCUCGCGCAGCCCGAUGAAGCGCUCGCAGGCCCCGCUCCAGCCUGAACCCCUUCCUACCGUCGUUAACGUCGGUCCGUACCGCGGCGUGCUGGGGACCAUGUGGUACAUCGUACGCGACGAGGGUAGCACCGGGCCGGGUCCCGGAGCGCCGCCCGUUGCACGCACGACCGCGGCCGGCGUAGUCAGGUACCAGCAGCAGAAACAGAGCAAGGGCCAAGGUGCGGUUGGUCUGGUGCGCGGCUGGAGAGUCGGAUUUUGGGGGCUUGUUGGAGUAUGGGGCGCGGCUAUGCUAGGGGGAAGCGGUGGCGGUGAGUUUUAG
Diplodia corticola is the source of this 1653-nucleotide messenger RNA. RefSeq names its product mitochondrial fusion protein. The record is from RefSeq and is a predicted model, not a curated record. The transcript is spliced from 3 exons. NCBI's taxonomy places the organism in Eukaryota, Fungi, Ascomycota, Dothideomycetes, Botryosphaeriales, Botryosphaeriaceae. Bases 1 to 1653 code for a protein of 550 amino acids.